Molecule: messenger RNA, 1522 nt
Organism: Magnolia sinica
Lineage: Eukaryota; Viridiplantae; Streptophyta; Magnoliopsida; Magnoliales; Magnoliaceae
Product: F-box/kelch-repeat protein At1g57790-like
Exons: 3
Coding region: 104-1411 (435 amino acids)
Molecular function (GO): protein binding
Source: RefSeq, a predicted model, not a curated record
AGACACACACACACACACUUGCAGAGAGAAAGACAAGAAGAAAGAAAAACUGCCAGCUAGAGUCUCUUCAUGCCUGGUGGCAUCUUUCAUAUGUUUAAGCCAUAUGAAGAGAUCCAGCAAGAAGGAACGUAGAAGGACAAGAAGAAAGGAUGAGAAGAAAGGAGCUGAACAAGUUCAAAAAGAAAGGAUGCCAAAGGACUUGGAAGAGAUCCAACAAGAAAAUACCAACCUAGGUGAUAUGGAGGACAUCUUCGAAAUAACGCCAUCCAAAAAGACAGAAAUUGUUGAAUAUAGACCUUGGUCUGACCUUCCAAUAGAUCUUCUAGAGUUGAUCGCAUUGCAUCUCUUUCGAGCAGAUUUUGUUCAUCUGAUCUCCUCCUGCAGAAGUUGGCGAUCAAUUGCCCCACUGAACCUAAUCACAAAACGGCAUCUCUCAUUGUUCAGUAGUCGUGGCUUGCCAUUUCUCAGAAAUCACUCGCCAUGGCUCAUGUAUUUUGGGAAAGGCGAUGGCAUGUGUAACUUCUUGGAUCCUUUGUACAAUGAGAGAUAUUUCAUCAAUAUCCCAGAGCUCUCUGGUUCAACAAUUACUUUCUGCAAGGAUGGUUGGGUAUUCAUGUGUAGAGGCGAACACUGUGUGUUCCUUUUCAAUCCCUUUAUCAAAGCAAAGAUUGAACUUCCAGAUUUGGAAUAUCGUAACGUAUUCAAUUGCAUCACCUUCUCAUCCACGCCAACUUCUUCAGAUUCCACAAUUUUUGCUGUUAAUACUCUUGGUGGUUCUGUUACUAUAUACAUUUGUCGUCGUGGGGACAUGUCUUGGAUCGAGGACCAUUUGCCUAGUAAUUUGCCGUUCACGAUGUCUUACUCAAAUCCGGUUUUCAAGGAUGAGGUUUUCUAUGUCUUGGGACAUAAUGGGGUACUGGGUGUCUGUGAUCCAAAGCGAAUCACUUGGACUAUUCUUGCGAAGCCCAAGCCACUGAAAUUCUGUAACUGUCGUAAAGUACCUUUAUGUAGGUGGGAAUAUUAUUUGGUAGAAUCGAGAGGAGAGCUAUUAAUGGUGGUUAUCGGUUUUUCUGGGACUCCAAUUCAAGUUUUUAGACUGGAAGCUUCAGAGAUGGAGUGGGUGAAGAUGGAAACCUUGGAAGAUCGAAUACUAUUUGUAGGUCGAUGGACUUCUCUCUCCUCUACAGCAUUAGUGAAAGGGAUGGAAAAUAAGAUCCAUUUUCCUAUUGUCAGCGGUGAAGAUUGUGUUUUCUACUCGCUUAAGGACAGUAGAUGCUAUCCUAGCAGAGAUUUUUAUGAGUGUGAAGAAUAUAUUUAUAGCACUUGGAUUGAACCGAGGUGGUUUCAACCUUCAGCCGAAGAGCUCGAUUGGAGUCGAACUUCAGUAGGACAAGGAUCUCAACAGAGAUAAUUUUCUUCGAAAAUCAGUAUUAAUUAAUUUUUUUACUUAUUUAAACUAUAUUUUCUUUGGAGGAAGAUGGAAAAAAUAUUCUUUUGCUAUUUGUAUCUCCUUUAGCUACAA